AAGACCGUUGAGUGUGAAUCAGAGCGUCGCGAUUAUUAGUACCGCUUCUCAGCAGUAUAGCUAAAAAGUGCGUCAUAGAUAAACGAUGCGGCGGUGGUGGUGCUAUAAGGGCCUUACGACCUUCAAUAUUAUAUUUGGAUUAGGAUUUUUUAUUGACAGUUCCCAAGGACAAAGUGGUUGUAAAUUUCCAGGUUCCCCUGCUCAUUCUUCAGUAGAAUUUUCAGAUGAAACCCUUGGUCCAGGGUCGAUAGCGACUUACACGUGCGAAAGGGGUUUCGAAUUAUUAGGACCCAAUAGAAGAAUAUGUGAAAAUGGCGUUUGGCAACCCGAAGGGAUACCUUUUUGUGUCCUGAAUGUAGCUGCUGGUAAAGCUCCAAUGCAAGUGUCCACGGAAGCAGGAGGUAUCCCCCAAAAAGCUAUCGACGGCAGUACCAGCGCAUUUUUCAAUGCUGAAACAUGUACAUUAACUAAACCCGAAAAAACUCCUUGGUGGUAUGUGAAUUUGCUGGAGCCUUACAUGGUGCAGUUGGUACGGCUAGACUUUGGGAAACCUUGCUGUGGAGCCAACAAACCAGCAACAAUAGUAGUUAGAGUUGGUAACAAUCGGCCUGAUUUGGGCACGAAUCCAAUUUGUAACCGAUUUACUGGGUUCCUUGAAGAAGGCCAGCCGCUGUUUCUACCGUGUAACCCUCCGAUGCCAGGGGCAUUUGUAAGUGUCCAUUUGGAAGUACCCACAGCCAACCAAUUGUCCAUAUGUGAAGCUUUUGUUUAUACUGAUCAGGCUUUACCAAUUGAAAGAUGUCCACAGUUCCGAGAUCAACCCCCUGGUAGCACUGCAACUUACAACGGUAAAUGCUACGUAUUCUACAAUAGAAAUCCCCUCAAGUUCAGAGAAGCAUUGCAAUUCUGUAGAAGUAGAGGUGGAACACUGGUGGACGAAAGUAAUCCAGCACUUCAAGGAUUUAUUAGUUGGGAACUAUGGAGAAGACACAGAAGUGACUCUCAAGGCCAAUAUUGGAUGGGCGCCGUGCGGGACUCUCAAAUUGGCGGUUGGCAAUGGUUAAAAGGUGAUGAAGUAACUGUAUCUUUUUGGAACUUGCCAGUGGGUAAUGGAAAUUGCGCCAGGUAUGAUGGCACUAAAGGAUGGUUAUGGUCUGAUACUGACUGCAGUAUGAGAUUGAAUUAUAUUUGCCAACACCAACCCAAAGCAUGCGGCCGACCCGAACAACCUCCAAACUCUACAAUGUUAGCUCCUACAUUUGAUGUAGGAUCCGUGGUGGAGUAUGCCUGCGACGAAGGCCAUCUCUUAGUAGGCCCACCUAUGAGGACUUGUUUGGAGACUGGAUUUUAUAACGAAUUUCCGCCUGUGUGCAAAAGGAUUCAGUGUGGUUAUCCAGCAGAUAUACCUAAUGGGGAAUACACCCUAGUGAACGAUUCGGUCGGUUACUUAAGCAGGGUAGUUUAUAGCUGUUUUGAAGGAUAUGAAAUGAUUGGAAGGGCUCAGCUUUCGUGCGAUAUCGAUGAACGGUGGAACGGGCCACCACCAAGAUGUGAACCCGUUCAAUGCGAGACACCUUCAACGAUUGGCAAUGGCCUACUGGAAAUACCUAAUAACGAUACUUUUUUUGGAUCAAUAGUCACUUAUAGUUGCAAUAAAGGUUACAGAUUAAUUGGGCCAAGCAAAAUAACCUGUAUGGCUAAUGGACAAUACGAUUCUCUUCCUCCUACUUGCCAAGUUGAAGUCACAUCACCCCCUUUGACGACCUCACAUGAAGUAACUCUGGCAACAAGACCUUCGUCUUCUACCAUUCCCUCCAGUUCCAGCACUACAAGUAGUACAACAAGUAAUACGAGAAGUAGAACUCCUCGGCCUCCACCAACAACUAUUAGAGCUACAAAUGACUUGAAUAAGAUGACAACUCGUACAAGAAAAACACCUAGCAAAUCUGUUUCCACAACAAUUCGUUCGCCUAACAAGCCUUCUAUAAUUAUAACUGGACAUCCACAAGAUAAUGAAAUAGCAGGUUCUUCAAAUAAUAUACAACAUGGAGAAGGCCCUAAUGUGAAUGUGCCUCUAUCAGUAGAUGGAGAUAGAAGAGAACCUUUUGGAGCCCGCCUUAACGUAGGAGCCAUAAUAGCCCUGGGAGCUUUUGGGGCAUUCAUAUUUUUAGCAGCCAUCAUUACCACAGUAGUGAUUUUAGUGCGAAGGAAUCAAAGUGCCAAACAUUACCGUCAUCGAGCCUCGCCUGACUGUAACACAGUGGCUUCUUUCGACUCCUCUAGUUCGGAAUCGAGAAACGGAGGUCUCAACCGGUACUAUCGUCAAGCCUGGGAAAAUUUGCACGAGUCGGCCGGCUCCAAACAAGUAUUGAAAUCUGUCAAUGGAAAUCAUUCUCCUUUGCGGAGGAAAGAAACCAUGGACGAACCUUAUCGUGAACGUCACCGUGAGAGUUCAGAAUUGGUUGUUGAUGAUGGAAUGAAAGGGGCAACAGAAAAGAAGCGACAUCAUCAUCAUCAUCACCAUCAUAAAGAGGGAAGGGAGUGGAACGGCAAUAGGGCGCCUCCUGGUGGUGCUCAUAAGAGGUACUGACAACCGUGCAUGGUGAUAACGGUGCAGUUUGAAGAUUACUAAAGAAGCGGGACUUAUAAUAGAACGAUAGUGAUAAUAAUAAAAAAGUGAAUUUCCUCUAAUAUAGAGAUGUAUGCAGAUACUGAGAAAAUUUAUCUUAUUUUGUUUUUAUAUUAGUAGUACCCUAGUACCUACAUAGGUUAAGUAACUUAAUGUUUAAAAAAAGACAAACCAUAUGGUGCCAUGGUGAAAGGGCGAAAAUCUACCAAAGUUUUCAGUACGUGAAAUUGGAUACUGGGACAAUAUUUUUUGCUAUCCUACAGGAUCAAUUGAAAAUAUCCAAUACCUAGUGUAAUUGAAGUUAAAGUCUAUGUAUUUCAUUGAUCUUGUAUAAUAAUGUACUUCCAUUUAAAACAUUACAAAAUAUCUCUUAUGCAUUGUAAAAUAAAUUAAUAUCAAAUUAGACUCUUUUAUAUGCAUAGGUGUUAGAUGCUUGUAACUAUAAAGGGUAUCCCAUUCGAAACAAAACAGGCUAAAUAUUUGAUGUCACUUUUUUUUUUUUUUUAAUCGCUCAUACACGUAAUUUGAUUGUGUGAGUGUUUGAAACAUUUCCAGCACUAACUUAACCCUCUAGGAGGGGUGGAACCAACCGUUACCAUUCCAAAUGGAACAGGAGGUCGAGUGAUACCUGUUUCAAAAAUAAACGUGGCAUCAGAUAUUCAGCCUGUUUCGUUAUAAAUGGUACACCCUGUAUAGUAGUUUGGUUUAUCUAAAAUAUUCGAAAAAAAUUAAAUGAUUUAGUAAUACCCAAACAAUAUUAUGUAUUUUGUUUCAAUUCUUAACAUAUUUUUUCGCCCCUAGUUGAGCUAAUUUAUCAGCUUCCACAUUGCCCAUGAUUCCACUAUGUCCUGGACAAUACUCCCAUUUAACAUCCUGAAAUUUUUGGCACAUAUCAUCCAAUUUCAUCAAAUCUUCUUUAUUUUUAACGGGACCACCUGAGGAUAAUUUCCAGUUGUUUGUUUUCCAUUUCUUCAUCCAUUUGGUUAUACAAUCAAUAGUGAAGCGGGAGUCUGUGAAGAUCUUAACUUUGGUAUACCCUAAAUUUUGAAGAACUUUUAGUGCCUCAGUGGGUGCUUGAAUUUCUGCUGUAUUAUUCGUAGCUCGUCCAAUU
Molecule: messenger RNA, 3740 nt
Organism: Ceutorhynchus assimilis (cabbage seed weevil)
Lineage: Eukaryota; Metazoa; Arthropoda; Insecta; Coleoptera; Curculionidae
Source: the annotation of a GenBank genome assembly